Molecule: messenger RNA, 2760 nt
Organism: Suillus subalutaceus
Lineage: Eukaryota; Fungi; Basidiomycota; Agaricomycetes; Boletales; Suillaceae
Exons: 11
Coding region: 1-2760 (919 amino acids)
Source: RefSeq, a predicted model, not a curated record
AUGGCGUCCAAGAAAAAACCUGCGAAAGUGCCACCUGUUCUUUCUACCUCAAGAGACCUCGUGCCAGUAGGGCCACGCCAUGUUCAAGCCUCAAAACAUGGAGGCAAACGAGAUGAAAAUGGUUUCAAACCCACUACUUCUCGAGCCCUGGUCUUACGAAAUGGUAAAUUUGGAGCAAGAGGCACCGGGGAGGUUAUGCUUUCAAGUAAAAUGAGCGGCAGGGAAAAACUUGAUUUGCUUGCAGAGGACCUUGUCAAUGAGCAUGCACGAACUGCUGUAAUGUCACCUCUGAAACUGGCAAAAUGCAUCAAGAUCGCAGACUCUCAGUUCAAUGCAUAUUUGGAUGAUAUCACUAAUUUACAAGACCCGGAAUCUUUCCACCGGAAGAUCACCGAGGAACUGAAUGCUCGUACACCAUAUGGAACGACGAAGAAUGGCAGGGAGGUACGAUCAGAUCCCUCCUAUGUGGCGUCCAUCAUCGCAAUCAGGAUUCACAAUACGUACAUGGUCGCUUCAGCAUGGAAAAUCGUCGUUGACUCUUUGCGAGCGCUUGAGAAGUCUGGCCUCAAUGACGCAACGGCUCACAUUCAGCUGCAAAAGGAUCAGGGUUUACUAGCUCGUUAUCUUGUCGUUUGUGAUCUGGUCUCUAACUUAGUUGAUCUUGGUCAAAAGAAAUUCUCUGUGCUUGCCACCACUACGCCCCAUUAUGCUCGUUACUUCAAGGCGAUUGAGAACACCGAUCCAGGUGAACCCGAGAUAGCCUUUGAUUGGGCUGGUCUCAAGGAUGCAUGCAAGUCAUUCCUAGACUCCAUCAUCAUUGAGCUAUGCUUUCCCAAGCAACCCUAUCCGAAGAGGAUUCUGUACCACAUCCUGCACGAUGCAGUUGAUGAGUCUCCGAGAGAAGCAAAACGUUUUCCCCAGACUAUGUGGGAUGCCGUCGGCGAAUUAUCUGUCGUGUUGGAACUCCAGGAGCUUCUUGAUAGUCCUUUGUUAGGACCGCAGGGUGAAAAAAUGAAGCAGACACCUCGCAAGAUGCCCGAGCAGUAUGAGCAAUGGCUUGAUGCGCAAAUAUUUUCCCAGCAAGCAUCGAAUAACUAUGCCAGUUUCAAGGACCUCGUUUUCCCGCUCAGCCGCACUGAAGACCGGACAGUCCUCAAAGACAUGUGGAAACAUGUCGACGUGAAUUACAACAACGUUUCCAACAUGUCCAUAGAUACUCUUUGGCAGCUUGAUGAAGCCCUUCGCCGUACACCUCAAUGGAGUGCAUUCUAUGUCCCUCUCUUUGCAGGUCAUGAUUCAGAUUCAGACGAUGCGGGUAAUUUGGAUUUGAUCCCAGUCAAGAGCAAAGGCGGAAAGAAAGGCGGUGGACACAAGCGACCAUCGAAGAAGAUGCUCGCCAUCACCGACGGUCGUGGAGAUGACGAUAGUGAUGGCUCCAUGCCUGAGCUCCAGUCCGUCUCCGACUCUGACGAAAGCGACGACGAUAUGAUAGACUCUGACCAGAACUUUGGCGAUGAAGACGACGACAGUGAUGAGUACGGGACGGAAUCUGAAUAUGAUUCUGAUGAAGAGGAGCAAUAUCGCAAUAUGUUGCGAGAGGCUAUGGAUACGGCGAUGGCCAUUCCCGAAUUUUUCGAUGCGAAGACUGAAGUGCCCGAGUUCGAAGCCAUAGCUGAGGAGAGGAAGGGCAAUCCGUUCUUAAAGCUCCUUGGCUCGUUAAGAGGACGUAUGUUCUCAUCGAGCGCGAAGCUCAGUUCUGAGAAGCGCGGUGAACCUCGCAAGGGCAUUUUCGCUACCAAGGCUGCCCCAAAGCCCAAGCCAGCUCCAGCCCUUAAGAUCGAUUUGUCCGGUAUUCCAGAGGAUGAGCUACCUCCACUGCGACCCCUUCCGACUCCUCGGAAGAAACGAGUGCCCAGGGCCCUCGGGGCCAAGCCGCCACAUGCUGCUGACCUGAUUUAUUCCUAUGCAGGAGCCUCUUCUGCACAGCCUAAAGAUACUCGCACGACAGUCGAAGAAGUCGACGAUGAGGAUGACGCCGAUGCCGACACUGCUUCUGCUAGCAAGAAGAAGAAGAAAAAGAAGCCCAAGAAGAAGAAGACUGACACAGAUCUGCCUGUCCUCCCCGAAGAUGCCCCCGCGUCUCCUGUGACACCUGCAGCGCGCGUCGCGUCUCCCCCUUCUAGCCCCUCAAAGGCAAGCCCUGCUAGGAGAGCCAGCUUGAACAGCUCGGCGACAACCCUUCUCAACAACAUGUCGACUGCUUCACUGCCGCUGACAGAACAGACUACCGCUCAUUCUGGUCAUUCUUUCCUGCAGGAGAUCUCUCAGAAGGAGAAGAUCAAAUCUCGUCCUGAUCAUGCAUCCAUGUUCAAUCGCGGGUUUUUGACCAAGGGCAAAGACAAAGCGAAGGAUAAAGAGGAAAACAAGGAUACUGUAAACAACAAACACACGUGGUUUUCGAAAUUGGGUAAGAAGACGACUGGAUACAUGCAUCAGCUGCUUCGUGCUGGAGACGACGAGAGACGGGGAGCAAUGAAGUGGGAGAACUUCCUCAAGGUUAUGCGUGACAUGGGCUUUUCUUAUGAUCCCAGUACCGCCGGGUCAUCUGUGCGAUUCGAUCCGCCCAACGAAGGAGAUAGGGUAUCUCACCCGGAUCCCACUCUGUAUCCUGUGAAGAUCAAGGAAUUCGGUAAGAAGUUGAAGGAAUACUAUGGAUGGGAUGAGGAAGAUUUCCUGAAGCGGGCCGCUGCUGCUGCGUAA